Exophiala oligosperma is the source of this 4746-nucleotide messenger RNA. RefSeq lists its product as uncharacterized. The transcript is spliced from 2 exons. Gene Ontology annotation, molecular function: oxidoreductase activity, acting on the CH-OH group of donors, NAD or NADP as acceptor. NCBI's taxonomy places the organism in Eukaryota, Fungi, Ascomycota, Eurotiomycetes, Chaetothyriales, Herpotrichiellaceae. The record is from RefSeq and is a predicted model, not a curated record. The coding region runs from base 1907 to 2476 and encodes 189 amino acids.
GUCAGACUAUGUUCCAGAGGGUAUGCCGAAUCAUACCGAAUAUCUUGUAACAAUAUAAUCGCCUAUCGAAGGGCGUUCGAGAUGUGUCAGGACGAUAUGUUAGCACGUGAAAUGACAAAGUGUCGCUUAUAUCACUCACCCUGUCUUACUUCAUACUUCAUCCUUCAUUGUGACUGUGACUAACUACUAGAUGUCGUUGAAGGUGAGGAGGAAAAGGUGCAAACAAACGAAUGGUGCACAGGCGUAUAAGACUAUGUACAUGUGCCCCGACGUAUGGUAAUCAGCCUUCACUCAGCUAACAGGUGCACUUAUUACGACUCAUGCCGGCAAAAUGGCAUGAUAUGCGGAGUACAGCUUCAAGAUUUCACAUUUCACAAAGACGCCAGGGUAAAUCUCUCAAUUAUCAAAGAGGGGAGGGAGUCUCGACUAGACACAGACCAUGUUAGCCAUCGUCGGCCGACUUGGGUUAAGAGUAUCAAUUCGAGUGGUCUACAAGGACUCGUCCAGAAGUUCGAGCUGAUGAAAAGAGCUUAGGAAUUCAUUGCGAUCUCUUGGUCUAUCAGGAUAUUGGCACCACUCAAUCUUGCGUGUUCGAGUGAUGGUGAAUCGGGAGUACAUACUGCUAUGCGUUCCGACGACAAGGUUGCAGCUUCAAGCAGGAUCGACGACGGCAAUUCAAGUACUAUAGCGCUUGUGUCUUAUCACCCGCUUCAGUGACCAGUUGAUAGUCGUAUUCGUCAACAACAGCGGCUUUACUGAGCAACUCCUUGGAUCUUGGAUCAGCCCGCGCCUCUGCCAACCCGGCCCAGGGAAUAUUCGCGGUUUCAAACUCGUGAAGGGCCAAGCGCCGAGAAGCACCUUCCGUCAACGACGAAACGAGAUUGUAGCUGGUGGCGCGUCGAAAGCCUGGUGCUUUGUCCAGCUUCUCGACGUAUUCCUGGCGAUAUCACUCGUCGAAUCGGUCAUCCAAGCCUUCGGGUGGCUUAACCGACAAUGCCACAACAAAUUUUGUCCUUCCUGAGAUGACUUAGUGUCUGAGGCAAUUGAGAAUGGAGAGUGUGCGUGCCUGGCUUUUCUCCAGGAGCGUUGUGGAUGUAUUUGCGCUCGCAGAUCCUGAGAUCAAUCUUAGCGAGAUCAGGAUACAUAUGCCCCUUGAUUUCUGGGUGACCGCCGGGUUGCAUCCGGUUGAAUUCGUCGCUUUUGGUGAAGUUUAUGUCAUCUGUUGGGUAUACCACAAGCCAAGGCAGAGGAGCGGCGUCUGGGCCUACGGCCUCGAAUCGUAGAGCUGUUGGGAUGCCACUCGUCGCAACGACAUCGGGUAUAUGAAUGUUAUCGUACCAAGCGAGCAACACAUCAUCUGAGACCAGAUCCUGUCGCUCGUUCUUGGUGAAAGCAGCAAUAAUCCCUCGGACAGCCAAUUCUUACCAACGUCAGAUACAAUUGGGAGAUUGUGUCGUUCGACCCUGGGCUCCGCCUGGCUCGAUGGAUAGCUAUUUAAGAACCAUUACCCUGGAAUAAACCUAAACACUCGGACCUUCGACAUUCCCGCGCUCUCGAAUCUCACCUCCGUUCUUUGUCUCGGCCAAGUCGGUGGGCGGCAAAGAGAUGUAGUACUGGGGUUCGGGGAGAGCAUCGCCGGCCGAUGUUUCCCUCAGGAUUUAGCCGGUACGGAAUAGGACUAUGGAAAGCCGUCCCGGGAAAGCGACGUGAGUCCUGCAUUUGGUCCUUCUAAUCGCAUAGUACGACUCUGAACUUAUCCGCUGCAUCUCUUGCGUAGUUCAGUCACUCAGUUUCACCGCAAUGUCGCUGUCUGGAAAGGUAAUUGCACUGACGGGAGGUGCAUCUGGCAUCGGCCUAGCUGCUUCACGGUUGCUUGCGUCGAAAGGGGCAAACCUUUCAAUCGCCGAUGUCCAGGAGAAGGCUCUCAAACGAUCUGGCCGCAGGGCUGGAAAUGUCAGGUGUGGAAUUUCUCUCCACGGUCCUGGACGUCCGAGAUUGGGAAGCAGUGGAAUCUUGGGCAAAGGCGACAUCGCAGAAGUUUGGGAAAGUCGAUAGGUUAGUCACUCUAGCCGGUGUGGCUAGACAAGGGAUACUCAAGCACAAUAUUGAAGAGAUUGAGGAUAGUGACUGGGAAUGGGUGCUCGAUGUCAACGUCAAGGGGACUUUAAACACGUUGAGAGCUACGAUACCAAACAUCAACAGCGGAGGGUCUCUGGUCCUUAUCGCCAGUCUUGCCGACCUCCUUGGACAUGCACAAAACGCAGCUUACAUCUCCUCAAAACAUGCAGUCGUUGGGCUGGCAAGAUCUGCUACCUCCAAACUUGGACCUCGAAACAUCCGAGUCAACUGCGUCUGCCCAGGUCUAACUGCGACACCCCUUGUGGGAUGCCACUCAGGGACCAGGUUCCCAGAUGUUCGUCAAACUAAACCCCCUGCGAAGAGUUGGACAGCCAGAAGAGGUGGCCAACUUGAUUGAGUUUCUUUUGUCUGAUAACUCUUCCUUUAUAACGGGGACCACACAAGUUGUGGAUGGAGGCUUCCGGAAUCUAUAGAGACCUGCAACUAAAACAAAGAGCGUCGUAGAUUCGCUGGCAGAUAUUGUAUGUCCAUGGGCUCGCCUGUCCUGUGGAGGCCUACUCUUCAGCUGAAGCUGGCCCACCAUGGGACGAGGGUCCGGGGAUUCCAGAAGGUGACCCGGCGCUAGGGUGGGGCGGCAGCAUCUUGUGUCUGUUCGCCGGUGACAAUGAUCAUCGCCGUAUUUAUUGUUGACGGCGUGCAUGGCGUGAUCACUAGAUAGAUUCGGAGCGUGGUUUCACUCAAAUCUAGUAUCCGAGUCUCCCACCAAAGGAGAACACUUCUUGACCGCUAAGUGUAACCACCCAGAUAAGCGGUCCCACGAGUUUCGGUGACCAUGAUAUGGAAACCAUCUUCACUGGCGAUGCACGUCCAGUUGGCUAUGAUGUUGUGCCGGAUGUUCAGCGCCCUAGAAAGCGAGCUCGUCGGGGCCAUGUCUCUGAGGGCUGUCGCAAGCGGAAAGUCAAAGUGCGACAUUGCUGAAUGCAACCCGUGCACACCGUGCUCCAUAGCCAAGUGAGAAUGCACGUCGGGCAAAGACCAGGAGUAUUCAAUCCCAGUCCACGCUCAUGCUGAGUUUGCUAAGUUGGAUAGGAAUCAAAGCUUGAGGACGCUCCAUAGCCGCAGCUUUGCAGAUGGCCUUUACCCGGGAAGUGCAAUCAAAUUACCUGAUCUUGACAUCGUAGGCAGUCGGGAACUCGACAAGACCUGUGAGCACCAUCAGGGCGCUCAGCAAGAAAGUGAUUUUGACAAAUAAGGAUCAGCAAAACACCGCAGGGAGUGGUGCAAUUGAUAUUUUAUUCUCGACCGACGACGCGAUCUGGUCGAGAAAUCUGCACCAAAAAGCACGAGAGCAACGACUGCAGCCUCCCCCAGCGUUAUGGAGAUGCCUUCACCUGCGGUGUAGUGACUACGGACUACAACGUCUUCCGAGAAUCCAAUGACGCCGGACGGGAAUGGCGCUCAACGUCGGCAGGUGUUUGGAUCGGACAGACAUACACGACUAUCGAUGAUGACCGCAGUAGUUCCACGAGAUAUCUAGCUCACGGCCAGGGCGGGAAGUUUCUCUCUCUUGUCGACGACGCAACAACUCCUCAGUCCAACGAGGCCCUCCAGUGCGAGUUCCUCGCCGCGGUGUCGGUCGUGGUCGAAGGUAACAGAGUCCCGAGUGACAUGUUCAUCAAGGCGAUUGGAAGGACCCUGGAACAGGUGCAAGGUAAAAUGCCGCCCAGUUGGUACUCCUUCGGGGCCAAGGACGUGACCGACAGGAUCAAGAAGGCAGGGCGUGACUUACAGUGGCGGCGAUUCCUCUGAUGGAUCCGAACUCGGAGAGAGAGGGACGGCAACAAAUGGGAUGUGAAUGGCACUGGUCAACACGUAGAUAUAAACCCUGUGAGAAUGCCUUGAUGCUCCCCCAUCGAGGCAAAAGGCAAGCGCUGUCGAAUCAAGGUUACUAAUAAAUAGAUUCACCUCGGAUUCCGCUCGGAAUUACACAUUUUGAGGACAUGCCCUUUGAGACGUCUGACAUGGGAUCGAGGCUCGGGCUUUUUGAAACGAAAAUCACAGGUCGUUCAGCGUUGAUCAUAUACCAGUCAACAUCCCUCAAGACCUACUGCAGAAACAGCUCGACAGGAGCGUUCGCAACAAUUAUCACUUGUAGCGUGUCUGGCGGACGAGGACCGCGCCGGCCCUCGUGGAUACCUAGAACUACUUCGUCCGAGCGCUCAAUUGAGGUCAUAUUGGAGAGCACGGUCGUCUCAUAUACUGGAGAUAUCUAACUACGAGUAGGUCCCCUGCAAGAAUUUACAAUUCGGUUCGAAGUCGCAGAUACACCCGAAGAAAUGCUACAGCCCACGUUUUUUGUCUCCCAAUGUAUCCCAGAAGUAUGCUUCUCGCUCAAUCUAAAACAACUUCAAAAGAUGCCUUCCCAGCCCAUCACCUAGCUCGGCGUGGACUGGCUAUCUCCGCACUUUUCAGUGCGGGAGGCGCUGGGAGAUCCUUCAUGGGAGGUGGCGGCAACGGACCGCUUGGUGGAGGCGGCCGUACAGAUAGUGGUGGGCUUGUAAGCGGGUUUCUAUUCCCUACCAAGGAGUUGCUGCUGCUAGUCCUUGGUGGGAACAAAGGGCGCUGCGACGGCUCUAUUGCAGAAGCCGGCUCCGGGAUGUUGUCACG